AUUGGACUGGAGGUGGUAGAAGCGCUAACACUGGUUCGUUCCACGCCGAAAGCCGUAUCGAAGAACCUGCGUGAAAUGCGAGUGGGCAAGUUCGAGGGGAACAAUUUCCAUGCCUCAGCAGGGCGCUGCCAAGUGACGAAGGAGGGACAAGCAGUUGUCAACGAGGCCAUUGCCUUUUGCGAUGCCUUCAAUCCUUCUGCAGCCGCGGCGGGUGGCUAUAAGCUACCUAGCUGCGGCCCAGCUGGAGUGCUGGACCCUACGCCUUCGGUGAUUCCACCUCCGCCGCUACCACUCGACGAAUUUGUUGCUACAGGAACUUGUUCUGGCGCGAGCUCCAGGAGUUCGAGCGGCGCUGCAAUUAUGCAAGUCUUGUCGCACCCUUUGUUGGCACUCUCGGCCGCUGAUCACGUCGCGGACAUAGGGCUGCUCGGCCUGGCGUCUCACACCGGUUCGGACAACGCGUGCAAGCCAGUUAUGCGCAUGCAGCGUUACGGCGAGUGGAAGCACAAGGUCGGCGAGUGUCUCUGGUAUGGCACGCAGCCAGUGACAGGAUACCAGAUCGUGGAGGACCUAAUUGUAGAUGACGGAGUAAAGACGCGGGGGCAUCGUCUGGGCGUCUACGACCCGAUGUAUCACUUUGUAGGAGUCUUCGUCGGUUUUCACAAGACCUUCGGAUACUGCUGUUGCAUC
Amoebophrya sp. A25 is the source of this 690-nucleotide messenger RNA. The record is from the annotation of a GenBank genome assembly. Lineage: Eukaryota; Dinophyceae; Syndiniales; Amoebophryaceae.